UGGCGGCGGUGGUGGAGGGCGGGGGAGGAGGAGAGGCGAGAGGAGAGAGGAUGGAGAGAGAGUGGGACCCGGAUGCUGAUGCGAGUGAGACGAAGGAAGGAAGAGGAGAGAGGAAAAAAAUAUCGAUUUACGGCAAGAAAAGCGAAGGGAGUAUAAUACAGGAGGCCUUUCCACUGCGUGAACUAACAUCCGAAGUGAGGAGGGGGGAUACAGACAGCCAAUAAUAGCGCGUGUUGAUCGGCGGAUAUAUCUGUGUGUGUGUGUGUGUGUGUGUGUUUUUUUUUCUACCUGUGUAUCGGCCGGUGAGGGAGGAGGAGGAGGAGGAGGAGGACACGCCAAAGGAGAGGAGAGGAGAAGAUGCUGUGAUCCGCUACUUGCAGGGAUGUAGAGAGGGAGAGGACGGAGAGGGAGAGAGAAGGGGGGGAGAGAGAGAAAGACUACGCUACGCUAAAGAUGGUUGUUUCGCGAGGGGGUAUUGUGGGAAUGCGGCGGCCGUGUGAUCAAUCCAACCGUUCAAACUUCACGAGGCGUCGGUUUUUUUGACAGGCGGCGCGCGAGCGAGCGAGCGACAGACGGCCGUUGGUCGAGGCGUUGAAGCUAAGCUAGCCUCGCUGCUGUGCGGGGAGAGCGGCGGCGAGGCUACAUAGCAUGUUUGUGCAGAAACAAACAACAGAAAAACAGGCCUGCGUUCAAUUAAACUGGAUUUAAAUGUCAGCGCUAACACCCACUUGUCGUAUUUGACGUUUUUUGUUGUUGUUUUUUUAUUUUUUGGGGGUUGUUGUUGUUGUUGUUGGUCGAGCCAACGGUUAAAUGUCAUAAAUCCGUGCAGCAGCUAUCACAGCGUCAACGUUACUCUGCGAUAAAUCUUCUUAAUAACCGUCAUAUAUAGUCACACAUGUAAACACAGCGCAGGUUAUACGAAAUAAGCUGAUGUACAGGAGUAAAACUCAUUUACCUUGUCAUGUUUAUCCUUUAGGGUAGUGGUCAGUAUUUAUUAACGCAUAAAACAGUCUCAGUUUCUCUGCUUCAGUCAACCACUAACUGGCUGUUUUGUUAUAUAUAUAUAUAUAUAUGUUUAAAAAUAUAUAUAUAUAUAUAUAAAUAUAGUUUAUUUAUGAGGUUUAGGUGAAGAAUGGUCAUUGUAAAUCAUCACCAGUUUGACUUGUACAUUUUUUAAAUGUUCACCCAGUAACUCCAGAGUAGCAGUGUUAUCACUGAAAUAUAUAUAAAAAAGAAAAAUGUCCAUCUUAAGUUGAGCACCAUCUUGUAUCCCACUGUAACUUCUGUAUAAGCUGUAUAAUAUCAGAGUAAUUGCAAUAACCACAGUGCAGUAGUAGUAGUAGUAGUAGUAGUAGUAGUAGUAGUAGUAGUAGUGUAUUAGCCUCCAGUCAGAGCAGUAUGAGUAAGGAACUGUCGCUAAGUCAGUCAGCUCAAUAUGUUGGGCCCUACCGACUGGAAAAAACACUGGGGAAGGGACAGACAGGACUGGUCAAGCUCGGGGUCCACUGUAUUACGGGUCAGAAGGUAGCCAUCAAAAUAGUCAACAGGGAGAAGCUGUCGGAGUCGGUCCUGAUGAAGGUCGAGAGGGAGAUUGCCAUUCUGAAACUGAUUGAGCAUCCGCAUGUGUUGAAGCUGCAUGACGUUUACGAGAAUAACAAAUACCUGUACCUGGUGUUGGAGCAUGUGUCAGGGGGAGAGUUGUUUGACUACCUGGUGAAGAAGGGCCGGCUGACUCCCAAAGAGGCCAGGAAGUUCUUCAGGCAGAUCAUCUCUGCUUUGGAUUUCUGCCACAGUCAUUCCAUCUGUCACAGAGACCUGAAGCCCGAGAACCUGCUCCUGGAUGAAAAGAACAACAUCCGUAUAGCUGACUUUGGCAUGGCCUCCCUACAGGUGGGAGACAGUUUGUUAGAGACCAGCUGUGGAUCACCACAUUAUGCUUGCCCUGAAGUUAUACGGGGUGAGAAAUAUGAUGGACGGAGAGCAGAUGUGUGGAGCUGUGGGGUCAUUCUCUUUGCUCUACUGGUGGGUGCCCUGCCUUUUGACCACGACAAUUUACGUCAGCUCCUGGAGAAGGUAAAGAGCGGGGUGUUCCACAUGCCUCAUUUCAUCCCUCCGGACUGCCAGUCACUGCUCAAGGGCAUGAUUGAGGUCAACCCUGAGAAGAGGCUCACGCUAGAGGCCAUCCAGAAACACGCCUGGUAUCUGGGUGGUCGUAAUGAGCCGUGUCCUGAGCAGCCUCCUCCCAGACGAGUGUGUGUGAGGCGAAUCUUGUCCCUGACUGAGCUGGACCCAGAUGUGUUGGACAGCAUGCACUCGCUGGGUUGUUUCCGAGACAGAGUCAAGCUGACACGUGAUUUGCAAUGUGAAGAAGAAAACCAGGAGAAAAUGAUCUAUUACCUACUGCUGGACAGGAAAGAGCGCUACCCCAGCUAUGAGGAUGAGGACUUGCCUCCACGCAAUGACAUAGCAGACCCUCCUCGAAAACGUGUCGACUCUCCCAUGCUGACACGCCACGGCCGCUGUCGCCCCGAGAGGAAAAGCCUGGAGGUGCUCAGCGUUACUGAACAGGGGUCUCCUACCCCGCCUCGCAGGGCACUGGACACAGCUGCACACAGCCAGAGGUCUCGCUCAGUCAGCGGAGCAUCAACUGGUCUCUCCUCUAGUCCUCUCAGCAGUCCCAGGGUCACUCCCCAGGGUUCUCCGUUGCCCACCCCCUUGGGCACCCCUGUCCACCACCCUCACCACCCCUCCUCCACCCCGCCCUCCUCUUCCUCGUCCUCAUCCUCUUCGCGGGCAGAGGGAGGAGGAGGGGUGGGCUCGCUGUCGCUGACCCCGCCUUCCAGUCCAGGAGGGGGGAGCGGCAUGGCGGCCAGCAGCUCUGCCCACUGGAGGACUCGCCUCAAUUCUUUCAAGAACAACCUGCUGGGCUCACCCCGUUUCCAUCGCCGUAAACUGCAAGUUCCUACAUCAGAAGACAUGUCCAGUCUAACACCAGAAUCUAGCCCUGAGCUGGCUAAGAAGUCGUGGUUUGGGAACUUCAUCGGCUUGGAGAAGGAGGAGCAGAUCUUUGUGGUGAUCAGAGACAAACCUCUGAGCUCGGUCAAAGCCGACAUUGUCCACGCCUUCCUGUCUAUCCCGUCGCUCAGUCACAGCGUCCUCUCCCAGACCAGCUUCCGGGCCGAGUACAAAUCCUCCGGCGGCCCUUCCGUCUUCCAGAAGCCCGUCAAGUUCCAGGUGGACAUUGCCUUCUCCGAGGGAGAGAGAGAGCGAGAGAGGGAGAGGACCGAGAGGGAGGGAAGGAGGGAGACAGGAAUCUACAGCGUGACGUUCACCCUCAUAUCAGGUCCGAGUCGCAGGUUCAGACGAGUGGUGGAAACGAUUCAAGCUCAGCUUCUCAGCUCCCAUGAUCAACCCAUGGUGCAAGCCCUAUCUGAUCCCUUCCCAGAUGAGAAGAACGGCCGGCCCCACGGGACCCCCACCCGCCAAAACUCAAGGCGCUCCGAGGGUGGGGGCGACAGGUGCGAGUGGGGAGACCGAGCAGAUGGCGGAGGCAUAGGAGGCAGCGGGGGAGUUCUGCAGCGCAGAGGCUCGGCAAAAGAGAGAACCCGACUGCUGUCCUCCAACGGAACCCAAUCCCAACCGUAGGAUAGAAAAUGGGACCACGCAGCAGGAUGCCUGAACUACACCGGAAAGAAGACAGUAUAGCUUCAUCUCCAAGUAUCCCUGCAAGCCAUGAGCUACUCCUAUUCUUCCUUGACUAAGUUAUUAAAGGUACUUGACCGUAGCAAGGAUUGAGCCUUUUUCCCCCCCAUCAUGCUUUUUUUUUUUUCUUUUCAACUCGACAUUCUUUUCGGAUCACCAGGAUUCCUACCCUUAAAUGAGAAAGAAGUGUUAAGGAAUCACCCUUUAAUGAAAAAAAAUAUAUAUAUAUGUGAAUGAGCAGUUUGGUAUCCAUCAUAGAUACAGCUUCACAGAUCAAACUAGGAAUUUUGAAGUGCUAAUGUGCAUGCCAGUUAGCAAAUCAGCCUGCUAAAGGAUGCUGACAUGAUCAGAUAGGCUAGUACUACCAUAUCAUUGUAAUACAGUACCUGACACCAAAAAGAAAUAUCAAGUCUUGUGACGGUUCUCAAGAUUACUCUUAAAAUUAACCAGUGCGCUCAUAUCAUUAUCAAGCAACAUGCAAUUUACCAGUCCAUACUGAAAGAAAUAUAGAUGUAUCUCAGCAGAUGAACCCUAAGAAUUAGCAACCUGCUACCACGUCAGCGGAGUGGUGAUGAGUUGAACAAAAAGGUCCUGAUUUUCUCAGGAGAAACUACAUCCUGGAUUUUUCCAGCAGUGUCUUCUCCUGAGGUAAAGAAAAACCAACAAAGUAAGCUAAGUAAGUGAAUGUGAAAAAAAAUAUUUUUUUAUUUAGGUUUUUUUUAUGUUUCUUUUGAGGAUGUUAGUAGCACAGUGAUAGAAGUAAAGACAGUAACUGAUAACACUCUGCAGUGUUGGGGAGGGGGAAGGUGACCGGAUGCUUUUCAGCAAGGCGUUCUUUUAAAGUUAAACGUUUUGGAUUCUUUUGUAUUUUCUUUUUACUCAGAGACAAUAUGAAAUGGUGCAUCUAAAGAUUUUCGCAUUGGACUUUUGUUGCUCUGAAGAAAAGUAUUUUUUGAUUUUGAACAGAAAUAUGAACAUUACUAUAUGGAAGAAAAAAGAAAAAAAACAAAACAAAAAAAAACACUACGCGUGAAUAGUUCCAUGAACCUCAUCACAGCUGUUUGUGCCCAGAUUGAAUGAGAAGAGCAUUCACUGGCCUGUGGAUCAAACAGAAGCCACCUUUCUCGUCGAGCUUGUCUCCUAUUGCCAUAGUAUUCACCUACUGACUCCGAACAACAAUAAAACAACAACGACAAAAAAAGAAGAAGAAAGAAAACACAAAGGAAACUCAUCAAUGGACAUUUUCAUAAUGCCGGACUUUAAAAGGCUUGCGAUGUCAAUUCCUUGUUUAACAGGACUUCAAAAAUGGGAAGUGAGCAAAUAGUCUCAUUAACACGCCCAUGCUCCUCCUCACUUCAGUGUUCACCAACAAGCCAAGUAGUCCAUCACUGCACCCACGCUCCAUCACUUGAGAGUCGCACCAUUCAGCAAGCAGACGUAGCAACUCGGGACGGUCAUGUAUUACUCCAGCACUCUUAUCAGAAUAGUCAAUGUUCAUCACCAGUCUUCCAUACAGCACAAUAUGCAACAAAAGUGCAGAAUGUUUUCAGAGCGAUACAUGCUACAGUUUUCUUUAUUUGAAUGGUGAUUUUUCUUUUUUUUUUUAAACUCAUCCAUCUAUUUAUUUUUUUUAUUAUUUAUUUAUUUAUGUAUUUAUUUAUUUAUUUAUUUAUUUAUUUGGUUACGUGCUUGUUUGUGCCAUGUAUAUCUAGAUUUUGGCCAACAAAAAUAUAUCAAGAGCUAAUUCAAGAAACCACUUCUAUUUCAUUUCUCGUGACCACUCUUGUUUAAUUUAAGCGCUUCUUUCCAUGCAAAAGAUCGACUUUGAUAGCAGUACUGACAAGUUGCUUUUGUUUAUAUCUCAUAUCUGUUUUAUCACGCUUAACUCUGGCAACUGAAACAUAUGUGUGUGUGUGUGUGUGUGUGUGUGUGUGUGUGUUUAUGUUUGUGUGAGACAGGUGGAUGAUGAGAGAGUGAGCUGAAAACUUUGCAGCACAUGCAUUUUGAGCUGAUCACAUCCGGACUGACCCAGGAAUAUGAAGUUAAUUAACAUAACCAAACCCCUAACAGGCACAUCAUUUCUCUCUCACGCACAUUGAAUGCUCGCUAAUUCGCUUCAUCUCUUGCUUUUUAUGCCUUUGUCCCUAUGACCUGUCUGUCUGCCUCUUCACCUGUUGUGUAGCCAUCAUCACAAGAGAAACUGUACAAAGUUGUUUGCCUCACUGUCCGUGCACACUUUAUGAUUGCUCACCAUCACCAGUUUCAUCUUCUCUCAUCACCCACGUCACCUUCACUUUCAUUGACCCAACUCUGGCUAAGAUUGUAAACUAUUCUCCAUUCAUAAGGGUCAGUAGAAUAAGGUGUUUAAAAAAAGAAAUGUCUGUAUCAUAAUUUAAAUAUAAAAAGUGCACUAUUAUAACUAUUGCCUGUGAUAAAAAGAACAAUUAUGAUUGAAGUGAUGGUCAAAAUAAAGAGAGAUCCACCUUAUUGUUAUGGUUACAAUAAUAAACCCUAAAUUCAU
Messenger RNA from Larimichthys crocea (large yellow croaker), 6223 nucleotides. RefSeq names its product BR serine/threonine kinase 1a (gene brsk1a). Gene Ontology annotation, cellular component: cytoplasm. The transcript has 19 exons. Gene Ontology annotation, biological process: intracellular signal transduction; protein phosphorylation. The record is from RefSeq and is a predicted model, not a curated record. NCBI's taxonomy places the organism in Eukaryota, Metazoa, Chordata, Actinopteri, Sciaenidae. Bases 1399 to 3645 code for a protein of 748 amino acids. Gene Ontology annotation, molecular function: protein serine/threonine kinase activity; ATP binding.